CGGGAACCGGCUCAGUUUGCCGUCGCGGCUCCGGCUUUGAAGCGGUCCGGAGGAGGAGGAGGCCUCCAUGGAGCGCGCGAUGAUCCAGCGCCUGGCCGCCAGGAUGGGCGUCGCCACGCCCGGAGUUAUCAGGAAAGCCGAGGAAUACCUGCGGCUCUCUCAAGUGAAAUGCGCCACCUUGCUGGUCCAGAUGACAGCCACCAGCAACACCGUGAUCUGCCUAGACUUAGCCGCGAGCUUCAUGAAACACCCCGUGGACAAGAGCUACGUAGUGAAACUCUCUGGUUUGAACAAGGCUGCUUAUCAGAGCUGCUUGAGGUCAUUCGAAAGCUUGCUUGGCGUGCACUCCAAUGUCGGCAUCCGAGACUUGGCUGUUCAGUUUGGCUGCACGGAGGCCGUGAACGUGGCCUCCAAAAUAUUGCAGAGGUAUGAAUCCAGUCUGCCUGGAUCUCAGCAAACUGAUCUCGACUUGUCCAAACCCUUAUUCACAACAGCCGCACUGUUAACCGCUUGCAGGUGCUUGAAGCUGAAAGUGGAUAAGAGCAAAAUGGUGGCCACGUCCGGUGUGAAGAAAGCCAUCUUCGACCGCCUUUGUAGCCAGCUGGAGAAGAUCGGCCAGCAGAUCAGCAGAGAAAACGUUCAGCUGACAGCUGAGGAAACAAAACCCCAGAAGACUUUACAGGAACGCUGUGAUAAGGAAGGCGGUAAGUCUGUUGGAGCUGAAGUCAGGAUGCCUUGCAAGCGUCCGAAAAGGGCAGCUGCACCGGAAGACGACUACGAAGAAUGGAAACGGAGGAUUCUGGAAAAUGCCGCUAAAUCACAGCAGGACGACGUUGGAUCUGAGCGUCUCGGAACGCAGCCAGCUUCUGGGGUUUAACUUCUAAUACGCUUUUAUGUCACCUGAUUUUAAAGACUUGUUAAAGUGCUGGUUUCGCAGAAUCUUCCCCAGAUGGGUGCGGUCCCGCAUCAUUGGGAUUUUGGAUAUUGU
This is a messenger RNA of Gekko japonicus, 988 nucleotides long. RefSeq names its product origin recognition complex subunit 6 (gene ORC6). Lineage: Eukaryota; Metazoa; Chordata; Lepidosauria; Squamata; Gekkonidae. Gene Ontology annotation, molecular function: DNA binding. The record is from RefSeq and is a predicted model, not a curated record. Gene Ontology annotation, biological process: DNA replication initiation; DNA replication. Gene Ontology annotation, cellular component: nuclear origin of replication recognition complex. The coding region runs from base 68 to 877 and encodes 269 amino acids. The transcript has 7 exons.